Molecule: messenger RNA, 4020 nt
Organism: [Candida] anglica
Lineage: Eukaryota; Fungi; Ascomycota; Pichiomycetes; Serinales; Debaryomycetaceae
Source: the annotation of a GenBank genome assembly
GUGUUCAAUUAGGUUUAUAUGGAGAGACAAAGAAACUUUUAUCUGAAUAAAAUUCAUUAUUGAAGAAAGAUCUCUCAAGAUAAAAGAAAAGGGUAUAUAUCAUUACGUGAAGAGAUGAAGUUUGGAAAGUACCUUGCACUGAGGCAGUUGGAGCUUCCUGAAUAUUCGGGUCAUUUCAUUGACUAUAAGGCAUUGAAAAAGCUCAUCAAACAACUUGCAGGACAACAAGAUACUUCACUGAUUCAAGCUGGACAAACAUUAAAAGAGAAUAAGGCUUCAUUCUUUUUCAGAGUGGAACGUGAAUUAGAGAAGGUCAACUCGUUCUACCUUGAAAAACAGGCCAAUUUGGCAGUAAAUUUAGAUCUUCUAAUGAUGAAGAAGUCUGAAUUCUUAGAGAAACAAGAUUACGCAGGGACUCCCAACAAUAUAGAGUCAACAACAACAUUUAGAAAUUCUAUUUCAUAUUUGAAUUUAUAUCAAAACUUUAAAAAAAUUCAUCAAGAUUUAAUUAGACUUCAACAAUUUAUAGAAUUGAAUGAAACUGGGUUUUCUAAAGUGGUGAAGAAAUGGGAUAAAAGAUCCAAAUCACAUACUAAAGAGUUAUUUAUUCAGAGUGCAGUAAGUGUACAACCAGUGUUUCAUAAGAAUGAAAUAAAUGAAUUGAGUGAUUUAGUUACUCAAUGUCUUUUCGAUUUGGAAUCAUUAGUGGAGGGGGAUUUUUCCUCUAUCGCAGUGGUACCAACUUCUACCACAUCCAAUUCAGUAUCUACAACUGGUUCUUCUGGAGCUGCUAAUUCAGGAAUCCCAAGAUUACAAUCCCGUAGAGGCUCAUCAUCAACUUUCAAUAACCCAGAAAGAAAUUCAUCAAUAGGAUCAGUAAGUUCAAUAAUGGGACCAAAUUUCCUGAAUCUGAGAAGUGGAUCCAUUGUGAAUAUCAAUGAUGGAGAAAUUGAUGAUUUAUAUUCUAGUUUCAUCAAUGUUGCCACCAUUAAAGACCCAGAUUCAACGUUAUUAUCUCAGUGGGUCGAUAAGGUGAAUGGAUCAACCAAAUCUAACCCUUCUGGUACAGGUGCAACUGCUGCUAAAUACAAGUUUUCAAAGGUAUUUUUGUUGUCAAUAACGAAUUUAAAGAUUUCUGAUUCAUUUUUAGAAACUUUUUUGAACCUUAUUGACUAUAAUAUCGAUCUUGCAUUUAUUAGUGAUGAUUUGAACAAUAAUAAAAACAUAAUCCAUGAAUGUUGUUCAAUACCACCUGCAUCAACACAUGAGAGCCAUCAUCACGUUGUGAUCAAUAACGGGGUGAAAGUAUUGAGUUCCACUGAUAGCAUCAACCACUCCAGAACAUUCAUUGUAAAAUACAUGAUGGACACUUCAUCACCUGAACUUCGUUCUAAAUUACUUAUGAGCAAGGCAUUCAAUGGUAGAAGUUGUCUUCAUUAUGCUUCCCAAUAUAAUCGUCUAGACCUUUUGGAUAUUAUUUUACCUUAUUUCCCCAAGCAAAAUAUUGAUGAUUUAGACAACGAAUCCAUGUCUGCAUUACUUUUAGCCAUCAAACACACAAACUUUGAAGCUAUUUCCAAGUUGGUCAAUGCUGGAAGUAAUUGCUUCCCACAAACAAAUGAUUUGAAACUUCAAUAUCUCCCAAUUAAUUAUGCUUGUAAAUUUGGGAACUAUGAAAUUUUGGAAUAUAUCUUGAGUCAACAUACCCCAGAGAUGCCUUCAAUCAACCAACAAGAUGUGGAAGGCUUAUUACCCUUGCACGUGAUCUCCAGAUCUGGCCAUUACACCCUUAUCAAGUUGUUGAUUAAAUAUGGAGCUGCUGUCAACCAAAUCGAUGGUUUAAACAAAUGGCCACCACUCUUUUAUGCUGCACUGGAAGGACAUGCCAAAACUACUCAAGAAUUGGUUAAGUUUGGAGCUAAGCUUGAUAUUGUUGAUGAAGAUGGGUUUAAUGUUCUUUACUAUUGUGUCCUAGAGGGCCAUAUACAGGUGUUGAACGAGUUCUUAAGCUAUUAUGAUGAUAUAUUUGGGAAUAAUUCUGGAAUAUAUUCUUUAGAAAAGGCUAAUCCAAAUAAAGAGUUUACUUCUGAUACAUCUAUGUUAUCCGAAACCAAUAAUGGAUCCAAGAACAAAACAGACUCUGGUAUGACUAUACUUGAUGAAGAUCUCGAUUCUGAAGAUAGCGGGAAUGUCGACAAAAAUAAUAUAGAUUCUAUUCCAGACUUGCAAUUACCACCACCUAUCUUACCAUUGAGAAGAUAUGGUCACAAUUUCUUGGAACAAAAAGUGUUAAUUGAGCUUAUAUUCCCACUGGAUGGUCAAUUCAUCAAUUUAUUUAACUCUGUUGCUGAUCUCAAACCAGGUCGGUUAACUUUAACUUCCAAUAUUAGUGACAUUGUUCCCAGAAACAUUCUAUUACCAAUUACAGAAGAGACCAAGGCGAACAGUAAUUGUAUCUUCCAAACGGAAGAGGACUCAUUGCACGAAUUUAGAAUUGAUUUUGAAAUAUUCCCCAAGUUUGGAACGAGACUUAUAGCGAAAACGACAGCAUUAUCAUUCUCACAAAUCGAUACCUCAUCCCCUGAAAUAAAUUCAAUUCAAUUACCGUUGUUUGAUCUCAGGUUAAGAAAUAUUGGAGAAUUGAAAUUCAAUUAUCAAGUAAUUUUCCCAUUUGCUGGUACCUUAUUGGAAACUUCUAAAUUUGAUACAUAUUGGAAAUCUUCCACCAGUUUCGUUAAGAAUCGCCAAACACUUAAAUUAAAUGCAGCAGGAGGUUUAUCACCAAAUAAUUUCUUGUCUUCCAACAUUAAUUCGACCAUUGGAGGAAACAAUGCCAAUUCUCAAAAUGGGAAUGGAGUUAGUGCCCAUGGAAACCCUGCUAUAAAUACAACCACAGACAUUAUGGCUACUUCUGCACCUUCAUCAUUUGUCACUGCUACUUCCUUAUCAGGAGAAUAUUUGCGGAUUAAGGUGUGUUUAUUAAACGAUGGGACUCCCAUUGCCUGUCCAUUCUGGUCAAUCGCAGUUACUGAAAGUAUUGAUUUAUAUCUUCCAAAUCUUUCAUUGGAACAAUUACAUUCUAUUACAAAUGACCUCUUUGACUAUAAUAAGGUUAUUCACGAUUUAUCCAAAAUGACAUUAAAGGACUUGCCAUUGAUCAAAAAAUUAUUGAAAAUCAUUUAUUUACCGUUGGAUUUACUUUUAGAUAUCUUAAGUUUUGAUAUCAAUUUGAAUCUUGAAAUUGUUUUCCCCUCCCAAUAUGAACUAGAAAAGUUACCAAUUGUUGUGAACAUCCAACUGAAUUUGAAUAAGUUUAUCGAUCUUACCUUAAACAAUGUCUUUAACCAUAUUAGAACACAAAAGAUGAAGAAUCAUAAUGGGAUUGGUAGAUCUAUAAUCUUACUCUCUUCCAACUCGUUAAUAUGUAAGAUUCUCAAUUGGAAACAACCAAAUUUCCCAGUCUUUUUGAUCAUGAACGGUAUUAAGUACAACCAAUCCAAGAGAAUAUUCGAAUCUAGAACCACAAAUGGACUUUUAAUGGAAGAUACAACAGACGAAGCAGAAAAGGAAUGGUCCACUAAGAAUUUACCAGAAGUUUCUUCUCAAAAGAGAAAUGCUACCGGUCAAGAAGUUACCAUUAGAUCUAUCAAAGAAGCUGUGAAUUUCACUAUUAAUAAUAAUUUAAUUGGAUUGAUCACUUCAGUUCAUUUGUUAAACUUGGUUCCAAAGCUUGUUCCGCUCAUUCGGUCCCGUGGUCUUGUCUUAGUUGCAUCCAGUGAUAAUUUUGACGACCAUGACCAACAAGAGGGAUAUAUCCUUGGAAAAGAAUUAGACGCUUAUACGAAAACGGAUAUCAAUGGUUUGAGAUUCGAUGAUGUUUUGAGCUUUAAGGAAGAUGUUACUAUGUAAAUACCCUUGAAUGUGCUACUAAUGUAUAUAGAUAUAUAUGUAUAACUAUUAUUUUAUAUGCCUACUAUCAAGAACAAUGCGCUAUAGAUAACGUCUGAUUGUAUUUAGUUU